UAUACUGAAAAUCGCAACAUAACAACUUUUAUAUUCUUAGCAUAUUUACAUCAUGUAUCGAAGACGUUCAUCGCUCGUAGAUAUUUAUAAAUGGAUAUCACGACGCCGUCGGACAUAAAGCUCCUAGAAGAUAAAGGAUUUCAACUGGAGGGCGUGAUAGGAGACGGAUGCUACUCAAAAGUUUUCAAGGCGUUUCACAUUCGGCGAGGCAGCAAAACUCCAGUAGUACUCGCGUGUAAAGUUAUUGACACUGCAUCGGCGGCUAAGGAUUAUAAGAACAAGUUCCUGCCGCGCGAGCUGGACAUUCUUGUCCGCGUCAACCACCCCCACAUCAUACCAGUCACCAGCAUCUUCCAACGGCAAACAAAGUACUUCAUAUUCAUGAGACUGGGCGACAAUGGUGAUUUAUACGACUUCGUCUCGAAGAACGGCCGCGUGCCAGAGAAACAAAGCAGGUUGUGGACGAGACAGAUCAUAUCCGCUAUCAACUACAUCCAUGCUUUGAACAUCGCGCAUAGAGACUUGAAGUGUGAGAAUAUCCUGAUCACCUCAAAUUUCAACGUCAAGGUGACAGACUUCGGUUUCGCACGAACCGUUUUUAGGAGGGGCACCGAUAUCCUAUCGGAGACGUACUGCGGUACGCUGUCGUAUGCGGCGCCAGAAAUACUCAAAGGCAUCCCAUACUAUCCUAAAAUGGCUGACAUGUGGUCCAUGGGUGUUAUUCUUUACACCAUGCUUAAUCAGGCCCUGCCUUUCAAGGAGAACACUGUUAAAGAGUUGUAUGAGAAGCAGGUUAAGAAGCAGUGGCGGUUUCGGUCCUGCGUGGUGAACGAUUUGUCGGCGGAGUGCAAGGACCAAGUGACGCAGCUGAUGGAGCCCGAAGCCAAGGCGCGCCCCACCGCCGCCAAAGUGUUCAGCGGGACAUGGAUAUCCAUGGACCAAAGAAUCGCCAAAUUGACUCACGUGGAAGAAACUUUGCUUAAAAAAGCUAUCGCUAUCGAGAAGCGUUUCAAGCCCGACGACGACACAUCACAUACAAAUCACACACUCGACACGAUAAGCAUCACCUCAGCUACUACGAGAAACAGGCCAGGUUUAAAUACAUUAAAAAGCACCGCAACGAUAUCAUCAAUGAAAGAAUCCGUACCGCACUUCAGUGAUUAUAGAUAGGUAAUCAAAAAUCAAAAUAAAGAACGCUAAAUAUUACCUUUAAUUUUUCAUUGUUGAAAAUAUUUUGCG
Molecule: messenger RNA, 1239 nt
Organism: Leguminivora glycinivorella
Lineage: Eukaryota; Metazoa; Arthropoda; Insecta; Lepidoptera; Tortricidae
Product: testis-specific serine/threonine-protein kinase 3-like
Exons: 5
Coding region: 91-1170 (359 amino acids)
Biological process (GO): protein phosphorylation; microtubule cytoskeleton organization; intracellular signal transduction
Cellular component (GO): cytoplasm
Molecular function (GO): tau-protein kinase activity; protein serine/threonine kinase activity; ATP binding
Source: RefSeq, a predicted model, not a curated record